GGGGGCGGUGCGGCGCGGCGCGGCGGGGAGCGGCCCGGCCCGCUGGAAGAUGGCGGUGCGGAAGAAGGACGGCGGCCCCAACGUCAAGUACUACGAGGCCUCGGACACCGUCAGCCAAUUCGACAACGUCCGCCUGUGGCUCGGCAAGAACUACAAGAAGUACAUCCAGGCCGAGCCCCCCACCAACAAGUCGCUCUCGAGCCUGGUGGUGCAGCUGCUGCAGUUCCAGGAGGAGGUGUUCGGGAAGCACGUCAGCAACGCGCCGCUCACCAAGCUGCCGGUGCGUGAGUGCGCCGACGGACAAAGGGCCCCGCGCCCCCCGCGGCGUUUCGAUUUCCAGAAUCCCUCGCGGAUGGACCGCAACGUGGAGAUGUUCAUGACCAUCGAGAAAUCCCUGGUGCAGAACAACUGCUUGUCCCGGCCCAACAUCUUCCUGCACCAGGAGAUUGAGCCCAAGCUGCUGAGCAAGCUGAAGGACAUCAUCAAGAGGCACCAGGGCACGGUGACUGAGGACAAGAGCAACGCGUCCCACGUCGUCUGCCCCGUCCCUGGGAACCUGGAGGAAGAGGAGUGGGUCCGGCCGGUUAUGAAAAGAGACAAGCAGGUUCUGCUGCACUGGGGUUAUUACCCAGACAGCUACGACACCUGGAUCCCGGCCAGUGAGAUCGAGGCCUCUGUGGAGGACGCCCCGACGCCAGAGAAGCCCCGGAAGGUCCAUGCCAAGUGGAUCCUGGACACGGACACCUUCAACGAGUGGAUGAACGAGGAGGACUACGAAGUGUCUGACGAGAAGAGCCCCGUCGCACGCAGGAAGAAGAUUUCAGCCAAGACCCUGACAGAUGAGGUGAACAGCCCAGACUCGGACCGGCGCGACAAAAAGGGGGGUAACUACAAAAAGAGAAAGCGUUCGCCUUCACCUUCGCCCACCCCAGAAGCCAAGAAGAAGAACGCAAAGAAGGGACCCUCCACCCCCUACAACAAAUCCAAGCGCGGGCACCGCGAGGAGGAGCAGGAGGACCUGACAAAGGACAUGGACGAGCCCUCGCCCGUCCCCAACGUGGAGGAGGUCACCCUGCCCAAAACAGUCAAUACCAAGAAGGACUCAGAGUCUGCGCCCGUGAAGGGCGGCACCAUGACGGACCUGGAUGAGCAGGAGGAUGAGAGCAUGGAGACAGCGGGCAAGGUGAGGCCGCAGGGCUGUGCCGGCCCUCGGUGCGUGCGUCGUGUCUCCUCCCCAUCCCCACGUUCCUCCAAGGAUCCUCUUCCCAUCCCAGCAGCCACCGCAGCGUGUCCGUGUGUCCUUUCCUUGUCUCUUUCUGGGGUUGGGAAGAUCCAUGUCUGCCCUUUUUAUGGGGGGGGCUGCCUCCCCUUGCCCCCCCUCCAACCCCCCCCCCAAAGGUGGGUGACGGCACGCUGCCCCGCAGAGGAGUUCUCCAAGAUGAAGGAGGAGGUGCCCACGGCGCUGGUGGAGGCGCACGUCCGGAAGGUGGAGGAGGCAGCCAAGGUGACGGGCAAAGCCGACCCCGCGUUCGGGCUGGAGAGCAGCGGCAUCGCCGGCACCGCCUCGGAGGAGCCGGAGCGGAUCGAGGAGAGCGGGGCUGAGGAGACGCGCGCGGAGGCGGCCCCGGUGGAGGAGAAGAAGGAGGUGAAGGAGCCACGCGACAGCGCUGCAGAGGAGGAGGUGAAGGAGAAAGUGGGGGACGUGGCCAAGAAAGAGGAGGAGAAGGGCAAAGAGCCCGAGGGCGAGAAGGAGACGGAGAAGGGCGACAGCGACAGCGCGGGGGAGCUGGAGAAGGAGAAGGAGGCGAAGGAGACGCAGGAGGAGACCCCCAAGGAGCCUCCAGAGCCCGAGGCCGAGCGCAAGGCCAAGGUGGAGCGCGACAUCGGCGAGGGGAACCUCUCCACCGCCGCCGCCGCCGCGCUGGCGGCCGCCGCCGUGAAGGCCAAGCACCUGGCGGCCGUGGAGGAGCGUAAGAUCAAGUCGCUGGUGGCGCUGCUGGUGGAGACGCAGAUGAAGAAGCUGGAGAUCAAACUGCGGCACUUCGAGGAGCUGGAGACCAUCAUGGACCGCGAGCGCGAGGCG
Molecule: messenger RNA, 2083 nt
Organism: Numida meleagris (helmeted guineafowl)
Lineage: Eukaryota; Metazoa; Chordata; Aves; Galliformes; Numididae
Product: SWI/SNF complex subunit SMARCC2-like
Biological process (GO): positive regulation of DNA-templated transcription
Cellular component (GO): nBAF complex; npBAF complex; SWI/SNF complex
Molecular function (GO): histone binding; nucleosomal DNA binding
Source: RefSeq, a predicted model, not a curated record